AUGCUCGGAAAGCUCUUCCUCACUCUCGAUGCAAUAGGCCUCCUUUUCGGUGCGCCCAUCGCCGACUACAACCACACGCAUAUCUUCAACCCACGCUGGCCGCCACACGCCAAAUUCCACGGCGCCCAAACCAUAACCCUCUCGGUCCUCCUCGGGCUCGCCACGCUCUACUACACCUGGCGGCCCUCGCUGCCGCAGGGGGCAUCGACGCCGGCGGCGGCGGCGCUCGCGAAGCAGCGGAAGCAGGACGCCCUGAACGCGGCCGUCUUCACGGGCACCAUCUACUGGGCGGCGGGGCUGGCGUCGAUCCUGUACCCCGGCACGGACGGCAUUGACCCGGAGUUCGGGCCGUCCGGGUUCCCGCAGGCGCCGGUUUUUGUCGGGUUCGCGUCGGCGGCGGUGCUGGGGUGGAUGUUGGAGAGGAGGGUUUGA
Chaetomium globosum CBS 148.51 is the source of this 432-nucleotide messenger RNA. RefSeq lists its product as uncharacterized. Lineage: Eukaryota; Fungi; Ascomycota; Sordariomycetes; Sordariales; Chaetomiaceae. The transcript has 2 exons. The record is from RefSeq and is a predicted model, not a curated record. Bases 1 to 432 code for a protein of 143 amino acids.